AUGCUUUACACUGCUCAGAGCUUAAUCAAGGAAGAAGUAGUAAAGGCAGCUACGGCCAGUAGCGCAACAGACAUAGAGCACGCAUGGGUUUCGAUUCCAGUAAAGAGCAGCUCGGAAAUUGGUGAGUGGACGCCGACUAACAAGACUAGAAGGAGUCCCAAUCAGGGUCUAGAUGAUAACAGGUGGGGCAAUGUCAAAACAUGGACGUUCGUGCGGUUUCUCGCCAGUUCCUUCGCCAAGAUGUUACUGGAGAACGCCAUGGGAAACGGCGGCGACUUGCCAGGCAUGAAGAAACUGGCUAUCAAUGGUUGA
This is a messenger RNA of Peronospora farinosa, 312 nucleotides long. Lineage: Eukaryota; Oomycota; Peronosporomycetes; Peronosporales; Peronosporaceae. The record is from the annotation of a GenBank genome assembly.